AUGUCAUCCACUCCUACCAAGUUGACAUUCUUGUCGCUUCCACGUGAGCUCAGAGAUGAGAUUUACGACCAAUUCAUUGUCGCUUCUGCAUUGCCUUGUUCACCCAACGGUAAAUCUCGCUACGAUAUAAAUGCCUUCAGAGGGAUCAAAGCAAUCGGCGCAGCGGUUCCUGAUUGCAUCGACGAAAUAAUUCAGCGUGUCUACGCCGCGAGAGGCGGUCUUGAGUUUCACUUCGAAAGCCUUUCACAGACGCGUGCCUUUCUCGCCGAUAAAAUCUGGUGCCCACGAUCGGCAAUCCAGAUGAUGCGCGGCGACGUCUCCGCACUGCUUGACGAUGAUGAAUCGUGGACGAAGAUGAUCCAGCUCGCCCUCUUCUGCAAUCAAGCCGGGCGGCUCUAUUUUAGGGGGGGGCGGUGGUGGGGCCCAGGUGGCAAGGGCAGUGAAUGCGAUGUUUUGGUGCCGGUGAAUGUUAUCAAUGUCGUUGGGGUUGCAGACAUGCUAGAAAACCCAUGUGAAGACGUGUUGGGCCUUAGGUUCAAAGUCAUAGGGAUUGACUGGGAGGUUAAAUUGAAUGUCCGCUUACUCGAACCACGCGUACGAAUAGAAGGCAGUAUCGGGAUGCUCGGCCUGUUGCAUGAUAAGCCAUAA
Messenger RNA from Verruconis gallopava, 648 nucleotides. RefSeq lists its product as uncharacterized. Bases 1 to 648 code for a protein of 215 amino acids. The transcript has a single exon. Lineage: Eukaryota; Fungi; Ascomycota; Dothideomycetes; Venturiales; Sympoventuriaceae. The record is from RefSeq and is a predicted model, not a curated record.